GGAAGGCUCUUCAAGCCUAAUUUGCAAUGAAAAUGUUUAAUUCUGUCCAAUUUUUUUAUAGUCACUAUUUCAGUUUAAAUGGAACUCUUUUGACAAGCAUGAUGAUGCAGUCAGAUGACUAUUCCGCUGAUGUCACUGACCGUCCUUUGUUUUGGUAAAGCCUGUGGGUUCUUGCUCAACGAUGUAUUACAAAAUCAUUGUGUUCGAUGCGUCGUGAUGAUUAAUGUCAGGAUGUAUGACUGAUCGUCACAUGUCAGCCUUCUUCCUUGAAACCAGAGCUUUGCUUGACUGCGGAACCUCACUUCUCCUUUGACCCCUGCUGAUGUUAGCGCAACUUGGCGUCAGCCUAAAAGCAUACCAAGUGUGGACUUUAAACCCAAAUGAACUCAGCGGCCGGUAGAAAAAAAAACAAAAUGGCCCUUUCUUAGUGCAAGAAAGCAUUGUUGGUUGCAGAGUUUCCCAACCUUUAUUGCGACAGGGUUCUACUACAAGUCUUAUUUAUGCAAUGGGUGUACCUGCACAACAACUGAUUACAUCCAUACAGUAAGCAACUGAGCACCGUCAGCAACAUGAAAGCAAUAAACAAAUUGGGGCUUUUAGCUGCGAUGAUGACAUGUUCAAAGGGCAGUCAGAAGUGCGGCUUACCCAAGUGCACGUUUUCUUCUUGUGUGUGCGAGACACAAACAGCCAUGGUGGAAACUGAGGAAUUGGCAAAGCCUGAGAGGAGCGGGAGAUUAACUGUGGUCCUGGCACUGGCCACACUUGUAUCUACAUUUGGCUCAUCCUUCCAGUAUGGAUACAACGUAGCUGCCAUCAACUCUCCAGCACCAUUCAUGCAGCACUUUUACAACGUCACUUUCGUCGAGCGUUACGGUGAGCCAAUGGGGGAGAACCUGCUGACUCUGCUGUGGUCUCUGUCAGUGUCUAUGUACCCCCUGGGAGGCUUCUUUGGGUCUCUCAUGGUGGCCCCGCUGGUCAACAAACUGGGAAGAAAGGGAACCCUCCUUUUCAACAACAUCUUUUCCAUUGUCCCUGCACUGAUGAUGGGAGUCAGUGAGCUGGCCAAGUCCUAUGAGAUCAUUAUCGUGGCUAGGUUCAUAGUGGGCAUCUGCGCAGGUCUUUCAUCCAACGUGGUGCCCAUGUAUCUGGGCGAACUGGCCCCCAAAAAUCUGAGAGGAGCCAUUGGGAUCGUACCGCAGCUCUUCAUCACCAUUGGCAUCCUGAUUGCCCAAGUGCUUGGAAUCAGAAACAUACUGGGCAACAGCACAGGUUGGACCCUCCUGCUGGGCAUUACCGGCAUUCCUGCCGUGAUAGAGCUCAUGCUGUUGCCGUUCUUCCCAGAGAGCCCUCGGUACACGCUCAUCCAGAGGGGUGAUGAAAUAACGGCAAAGAAAGCAUUACAGAGCCUGCGUGGCAGGGACGAUGUGACUCAAGAGCUUUCAGAGAUGCGUCUAGAAGACCAGUCGGAGAGGAUGGAGGGACGCUUGUCCGUGCUGUCCCUGCUUUCCCAGCGUUCCCUUCGCUGGCAGCUGGUCUCCAUCAUCGUCAUGAAUAUGGGACAGCAGCUGUCCGGGGUGAAUGCGAUCUACUACUAUGCUGACAGCAUAUAUGCCAGCGCAGGGGUCGCGGAGAAUGACAUCCAGUACGUCACAGUUGGGACGGGUGCGGUGAAUGUCUUAAUGACCGUAGCGGCAGUCUUCAUCGUUGAAGCCUCAGGACGACGACUCCUACUACUCUGUGGAUUUGGGAUUUGCUGCGGCGCUUGUGUCUUGCUCACGGUUGCUCUCACCUUCCAGGAAAGGGUGACAUGGAUGCCCUACGUCAGCAUCACGUGUGUCAUCAUCUACAUCACCGGUCAUGCUAUCGGACCCAGUCCCAUCCCUUAUGUGGUGACCACUGAGAUGUUCCGGCAGUCGGCCAGGCCCGCAGCCUUCAUGGUGGCCGGCUCUGUCCACUGGCUCUCCAACUUCACUGUUGGCCUACUAUUCCCUUUUAUGGAGAGAGGCCUAGGCGCCUACAGCUUUAUAAUUUUUUCUUUUAUUUGUCUGGCCACACUGAUCUACAUCUGGCCGGUGGUCCCCGAGACCAAGAGUAAGACCUUCCUGGAGAUCUGCCAGAUGUUUGCCAAGAGGAACAGAGUGGAGAUCAAACUUGGCGAUGGGCCACUGAAAGGGAGCAAAGAAAACCUGCAGGAUGCAGAGAAGGUCACAUCCUUUUGAAGACACCAAUAGAUCUUUCACAGAAGAGGAAGUCUUCACUUUGGGGGGGCAGGGGGGUUGCAUUACACUGCAUGUUCCUCUUGUGUUUUUGAUGAACUUUUGCACAGGGUCUUUUGUUGAAAAAUACAAAAAUAAACAAAUGAGACACUGCAUGGCUGGACAUUGAAGCCAUUUUAUUCCCAGUACGAAGAUGAUGAAUACAAGGAUGAAGCUCAAGUUGACGGUAAAUAUCAUAUUUACCGACAAUUUCAUCACAUUGUCACUAUUCUGCGUCACUGUUGCGCUUUUGUGUGUAUCACACUCUGCGACAGUCUUGUUUUUUUGUAUUGAUGUCUUUUUUAUCCUUGAAUACAUCACGAUGAAGCACUAAAAGCCCCCAAGUCACCACUAAGAUACGGUUAUCCUCUGCCUGGUCAUAUUUUUGGGGGGCACCUAUCUGUUGCUAUUUGCAG
Molecule: messenger RNA, 2671 nt
Organism: Hippocampus comes (tiger tail seahorse)
Lineage: Eukaryota; Metazoa; Chordata; Actinopteri; Syngnathiformes; Syngnathidae
Gene: slc2a5
Product: solute carrier family 2 member 5
Exons: 13
Coding region: 570-2219 (549 amino acids)
Biological process (GO): dehydroascorbic acid transport
Cellular component (GO): plasma membrane
Molecular function (GO): D-glucose transmembrane transporter activity
Source: RefSeq, a predicted model, not a curated record